Molecule: messenger RNA, 1434 nt
Organism: Effrenium voratum
Lineage: Eukaryota; Dinophyceae; Suessiales; Symbiodiniaceae
Source: the annotation of a GenBank genome assembly
AUGGCGAGCCCCGUGUCCACGGGGGGCGCCUGCCGCACCACCCCGCAAGCUGUGGGCGCGUCCGCCGAGCCGAUCCCGUGGAGGGAGCACAGCGCCGACGCGGAGCUGGGACACCUGGUGACCAGCGACGCGGAGGUGAGUUUGGGCACCCACCAGCUGCCGCUGAGAAAGUGGUUGGGGAUCACCGCCUAUCAGAUGGUCUACGUCUGCCUGAAGAACACCGGCAUGGGGGUGCUGGUGCUGCCGCUUGAGGCGGAGCGCUUCCACCAGGAGAACCCCAGCAUCUGGGUGGGCGUCUACAUGGGCGUGAGUGGGUCCACGCAGCUGAUCUGCCCAGUGAUCGGAAAGCUGUCGGACCAGCAUCGGUCCUCUUGGGGCAAGAGGCGGCCCUUCAUCUUGAGCGGCACCUUGUUGGCGGUGCUGGGCCUCGUGGCCAUGCGCCUCGCCUCGCUGCAGCUGCUGCCGUGGGUCUUCCUGGCCUCGCUGCUCUUCCAGCAGCUCGCGGUGAAUAGCGUCUACGCCGCCCAGUGCGGGUUGCCGGCGGACUUCUUGGGCAGCAUCGACACGCCCUCGGGGUCCGAGAAGGCGGUGGUGAGCGGCCUGGUGGCGAUGUACACCUUUCUGGGCUCGCUUCUGGCGAUGGCGAUCACGAUCAUCACCAGCUCAGCGCCUGUCCAGACCCAGUACUUGAUAUACACGGCCGCCAUGAUAGUAGCUUGCUGCGUGGUCUGCUCCUGUGCAACGGAAACCUCAUCUUUGCAAAGCGCUUCCACGCCUCUUACGUUUUCCGACCUCAGAAAAAGCUUCGUGAUCGACGUGAGAAAAGACUCUGAUUUCUUCUGGGUGUGCGCCGGGCGGCUGUGCUACUACAUGUCUACCUCCAUUGCGACCUUUAUGUAUUACUACUUCCGGGACAUGAUGCAUGUUGAGGACGAAGCUAGACGGAAGAAGGUCAUAGGAGUGCUCGCCAUCAUCAUGCAGUGUGUGGGCAUGCUUACGAGCGUGCCGCUGGGUAGGCUUUCCAACCGGCUAGGCCGAAAACCGAUGAUUUACAUCUCUUGCCUUUUCAUGGUCUGCACUUUCAUACUGUACGUGCUGGCGCCCCUUGUGCCGAGUUUGUCCUGGACGGCGGUGGUGGCGGCCGCAGUGCUCUACGGCGUGGGCAGUGGAGCGUACCUCAGCGUGGACUAUGCGCUGGCGCUGGACUGCCUGCCUGAGGGCAAGAGCUCGGCGGAGGCGCUGGGGCUGUGGGGCGUGGUGGGCUUCUUUGGCUCCACCCUGGGCCCCAUCCUCGGGGGCUACCUGCUCUCCCUGGCAGGAGAUGAGCAGGGAGUGUAUCCCUUCCUGGGCUAUGCCUUGGUGAUGCUGGUCCUGGGCUGCGGUAUGACCCUCAUGGUGAUGCUGCUGACGCGGAACAUCCGGAGCGUAAGGUGA